Messenger RNA from Prorocentrum cordatum, 4545 nucleotides. The record is from the annotation of a GenBank genome assembly. NCBI's taxonomy places the organism in Eukaryota, Dinophyceae, Prorocentrales, Prorocentraceae.
AUGCCUCCAUCAAAGGCGCGAGCCCUGCGAAGGGCGCUGGUGGGGGAGCCCGCGGCGUGGGCCAAACUCGGUUUACCGAGGGCGGAGAUCCCCCCGCUGGCCACCGCGCUGCAGUGCUGGUCCGACGAGCUCUCCUUCGGCUUCGGCAAGAGCAUCGUCGCGGUCGACCUGGCGGCGCGGCUGGUGGCAGCAGAGGUGGACCGCUGGCUGGCCCACAGUGCCUUGCCCAAGGCACGCAGGUGCCGCCGCCGCGCCGUGGCGCGGGAGGUCAGCGAGCAGGCGUGGCUGCACCUCAGCGUGGUGGCGCUCAACUACGCGUUCUGCGGCCGCGCGCAGGAAGGCUGGCGCCACAGGCCGACCCUGUCGAAGGCGCAGACGCAGGUCUACGUGCACCUGAAGAGUCGAGCGGCGGCCCUGGCGGAGGACCCGCUGGCCAUGGUCGUGGUCCCCGCGAUCGACGAGCUGGCGGGCGGCUGCGGGUCAGCGUACGAGGGCGAGACGGGCGUGAAGGCCCUCCCCUGCCGGCUCUGCGAGCUGGCCCCUGGGCUGCCUGCGCGGGAGUGCGCUGCCACGCUCGACGCGAUCGACUUCGUUGACGACGAGGUCGGCGCCUGGCUGCGCCGCCCCGAGCUGGCGCUCCUCGACCAAUCCGACUGGCCCGACCCGCUGCCGCGGGCCCGCGUGAACGUGGAGACGGAUGCGGACUGGGAGGAGCUGGCGCUGCACCUCGUGUCGCUCGGCAUCUUCACCACGCUCGCGGAGAGCGAGCUGGCCCGCGUGAGGGGCGAGCCCGUGCUGAACGGCCUGGAGAAGAAGGGCACUCCAGCGCCUGGCGCCACGCGGGUCACCAGGCUCAUCCUCAACAUGGUGCCAGGCAACUCGCUCCUGAAGGCCCACGUGGGCGAGGCGGCGCUGCUCGCGGCCUCGACGUCCUGGACGUCGGUCGUGAUCCCCGAGGGGAAGCUGCUGCUGUGGUCGGGCGACGACCAGAAGGGGGCCUUCUUCGUGUGGCGGGUCCCGCCCGCGUGGCACCCCUACAUGGCCGUGGGGCGGCCGCUCGCGGGCGAGCUGUUUGGUCGCUCGGAGCCCGUCGUCUACGUGACCUCGGCUGUCAUCGCCAUGGGCUGGUCGCUCGCGGUGCCCGUUUUCCAGCACAUCCACCGACGACUGUGCCGCCUGGCGCCGCCCCUCGGGGCGGGGCUUCCCUCAGACGGGGAGUGGCGCAAGGAUUGCGCGCGGCCCCUGGUCGAGGCAGGCAGCGGCCAGGACGCUGGCUGGUGGCAGGUUGACAUCGACGACUUCGAUGCGCCGGAGAUCGUCGAGGAGGUUCUGGCCCGCAAGCUCGCGGGGACCCCGAGCGACCUCCAACUGCAGGUCCGCGCCAGCUACGAGAGGGCAAGCGUCUCCUUCUCGGCCGAGAAGGCGCACUGCAGGCAGCUGAGGGUCGAGCGCAUGGGCGCGGACGUCGACGGCGUCAGCGGGCGCCUCGCGGUCCCCGCUGCCAAGGCGCUGGCAACUGCGGGCCUCUGCUUGGCCGCGGUGCAGCGGCGCCUGGUCCCGUGGCGCGUGGCCAUGGCGGCCCUCGGCAAGCUCGUGAGGGCCUUCGAGUUCAGGCGGCCGCUUUUCGGGAUCCUGAACUCCGUCUGGACGCUGGCUGCGUCCUCAGCGCAGGGGGCUUACCUGGACGCAGAGAUGGUGGAAGAGCUCCUCAUGGGCGUGAUGGUCCUGCCGCUGGCCGCCUCCUCGCUGCGGGCGCGCAUCGACGGCGUGGUCACGUCCUCGGACGCGUCGGAGAUGGGCGGCGGCGUGUGCGCGUCAGCUGGCCUGCGCGAGGACGUCGCCGCCGCCUUGCAGGUGCCGAGGACGGUCCCCGACCAGCUGGGGAUAGGGGCCAGGCUCCUCAACAUGCCCGAGGACCCCGCCCGACCGUGGGCGGCAGCCAACCCACGCGUCCCCGCCAGGGCAGUCCGCAGGGUGCUGUCGGUGCUGCUCAUCGGCCUGUUCGACGGCAUCGGAGGCCUCGCCGUCGCCUUCUCGAGGCUGCCCGUCCGCAUCGCGGCCUUCGUCGCGGCCGAGACGGACGCCAAGGCGAGGCGCGUUGUCAGACUCCGCUGGCCAGGUGUCAUCGACUGGGGCGACGUCACCCGUGUGGGCAGCGAGACGGUGCGGGAUUUGUUCGAGGCGUUCGGCGGCCUCGUCGACCUGGUGGUGGUCGCAGCGGGCAGCCCCUGCCAGGACCUGUCACGCCUCAACGUCGGCGGGCGCGGCCUCAGCGGCAGGAAGUCCUCGCUGUUCCACGAGGUGCCACGCAUCCUGGCUCUCCUCGCCGCCGUCUUCAAGGACAGGCUCGUUUGGUUCGUGGAGAACGUGGACAGCAUGUCCGACGCCAACGUGGAGCUGAUCUCGGAGGCGCUUCAGGUGAGGCCGACGCUGGUGUGCUCGUCGGUGUUCGUGCCGUGUCGCAGGCCGCGCCUGUUCUGGACGAGCUGGGGCGUCACCGCAUCGGCGCCUCUUCGGCUGACCGACCGCGGGGUCUACGACGAGCUGGUGGGCCCUGGCGUCCCGCUCAUGGACCUCGCGGAGACCAAGGUGCUUCCCCACGCUCGUCUGCUGCAGGCCUCAGCCCUCCUUCCCCUCUGCCCCGCGUGGCUUCGCGGCUGCAUCGGGGACGGCUCGUCAAAGGAGAGGGAGCGGCUCCUUGGCUUUGAUGUGGGGUACACCUCCCUAGCCACCAAGGGCUCGAACCCUCAGGACGCCUCCGACGCCAGGGCCUUCCUCCUCGGCAACAGCUUCAGUAUUCACGUCGUGGCAUGGUUGCGCCAGCAGCUCCUGCACCGCCGCGGCGCGCUGAACAGGGAGCCGUCGAUAGAGGAGGUGCCCCCCGUCCGCGCGUGCCGGGCGACGCGGGGCCAGGCGGGGGCUUUCGCGAGGCAGCUGGUCCUGCACUACCUCAGCCGCGCGGAGAAGGGCGGGUCGGACGUCAGGCUGGACUACGGCGUCCCCUACCGCCCGCGAGGUUGGCCGAGGACGAGCCUGGACCCGUUCGUGUGGAAGUGGCGCGUGGUGGUCAGCAUGGCGUGGCCUGGCCGGAGCUCCACCCACAUAAACGUGAGAGAGUUGCAGGCGGCCACGGCGGCGAUCAGGUGGCGCGCCCGCAAGGUCGCGCAGCACGGGAGCAGGUUCUUGCACCUCGUCGACAGCCAGGUGGUCGCGGCCAUCGUGACGAAGGGCCGCAGCAGCAGCAGGAAGCUACAGCCCAUCCUGAGGCGCUGGAUGGCCGUCGUCGUGGCGGCCGACAUGUACCCACUGAUCGGCUACGUGGUCUCAGAGGACAACCCUGCGGACGAGCCGUCGAGGGUGUCAGCGGAGACGCGGCGGCGCUACGGGCGGGCCCUGCGCGCGCUGCUGGCCCACUUUGGGGCCGAGCAGGCGGGGGCGGACGCCUUGCGCGGCGACCCCGAGGACGCAGACGCCCUCGUCGCGGAGUACCUCGAAGGCCUGUGGGCCUCUGGUGCGGGCAUCGCGGCCGCCAACAACACGCUGGCGGGGGUGUGCUUCGCGGUGCCUCGUCUGAGGCGACACCUCGACCUGAGCUGGACUCUCCUCAAGGCAUGGAGGCAUCAUGAGCCAGCGUCCAGGGUGCUGCCGCUCACGACCGAGGCCGUCGCGGCCAUGGCAGGGUUCGCGUGCGCUGCAGGUGCUUUCGACGUGGCCGCCCUCCUUCUCGUCGGCUUCGAGGGCAUGCUCCGAGGCGCAGAGGUGUUUGCUCUGACGGGGGGCGACGUCGUCGACCGCGGCGAGCUGUUCAUAGUCCGCAUCAGCUCGUCCAAGACCACGGCGGGCAAGGACUGCGCGGAGGCAGUCGUCGCCCGCAGCAGGAUGGCCGCGGCGCUCCUGCGGAUUGCGGUCCGCGGCCUUGGUGCAGGCGCGCGGCUCUCAUGGAGGACGCCGUCCCAGCUGCGCGGUGCCCUCCGCGCCUUGGCGAGGGGCCUGGGCCUGGCGGGGCCCAUCGCGUGGCGCAGCCUGCGACGUGGCGGGGCGAGCGCCUUCUUCGUCAGGAGCGGCUCCAUGGAGGCGACCCUCGUGGCGGGUCGGUUGGCCUCCUCCGCCACCGCGCGCCUGUACAUCGAGGGCGCGGUGGCCGACUCAGUGCGCGCCCAGCCCGGGAGCGAGGCAGCCCGCGCCGUUGCGCGGGGACUGCGGCUCCUGCAGCUGGCCACUGUACGCGGCCACUGCUCGCGCCCAACAGUGCUUGCCGAAAAUCGGGCGUUUGUCUUCGCUUCGGCGAGGGCAACCUCCCUCCCGCCGUGGGGCCGCGUGGCCCUCUCUCUCUCUCUCUCUCUCUCUCUCUCUCUCUCUCUCUCUCUCUCUCUCUCUCUCUCUCUCUGGGUCUGGUUUCCGGGGUCCCCUGGGUCCGCCCGUUGUGUGGGGCGUUCUCUGUUUGGGGUCCACGCCCGUCUCGCCUUCUCCGUGCAUCGUUUCACCUCCUCCCGUCGCCUCCCCCCGUCACCUCCUCCUCGUGUGGAGUGCAUGGGCGUGGAGUAG